This is a messenger RNA of Abrus precatorius (Indian licorice), 2810 nucleotides long. Its product is annotated as probable methyltransferase PMT5. The transcript is spliced from 10 exons. Gene Ontology annotation, cellular component: cytoplasm. Gene Ontology annotation, molecular function: methyltransferase activity. The record is from RefSeq and is a predicted model, not a curated record. Lineage: Eukaryota; Viridiplantae; Streptophyta; Magnoliopsida; Fabales; Fabaceae. Bases 459 to 2333 code for a protein of 624 amino acids.
UGGAUCUGUUUUAUGAAUGAUUCAUGAUUGUUGGGACAUAAAUGCCAAUGCAUACAUUACGUCACAACAAAACUGGACUCAAUUGCUCUAUGAAUCUCACUCUCUUCUUAACUAACUCCACUUGCUCGGUGAUCUGAUUGGUUCUGUCAGAAUUGCUUGAUUCAGAAUUGGGACUUUGAAUUGAGUUUUUUUUUUCAUUUUUCAUUUUUCUUUUAGCAGCAUAUUUUGGGGUUUUGAUGAAUCCAUUCCUUCGUUAUUGGGGAAGGAAUGUGAGCUAUUGUUUCAAUGCUUGCAGGGAUAGCGAGGAUUCGUGGAUACUUAAGUAGAAUCCCGUGUUAUGUUAUGAUCAGUUGUGGGUUUUUACUUUGUUUGCUGCUCUUUGAAUUGCGGUUUGGUGGAAUUUAGAUUUUGGUGUGGGUUUUGAAUCUGUCUGUCGAAGGAAGUUUUAGGAUUUGGACAUGAGAAGCUCCUGGUUCAAUAAAUUGUCACUUAUAAUUGGCCAUAGACCCCCAUUGAACUGGUUAUUUAUGUGCCUGAUCAGCCUGCUCGUGCUGAUUGUUGUUCUAGGUUCAUCUUCCUCGAAUGUUAUUGAUCCGGCACCUCAUGUUCCUGUAUCUCUCAUCUACACAAACUAUAGGAGGGUCAAGGAGCAAGUGACGGAUGAUUAUUUGGAGUUAAGGUCUGUGGUACAGGGAGUUGCUAGACAAAGAGAAUUUGACUUUUGUGGCAAGGAAAGAGAGAAUUUUGUGCCUUGCUAUAAUGUUUCAGCCAAUUUAUUAGCAGGGUUUAAAGAAGGUGAGGAAUUUGAUCGGCAUUGUGAACGGUCAGCUGAAGUAGAGCGGUGUUUGGUUCGCCCUCCUAAGGAGUAUAAAAUUCCCAUGAGAUGGCCAACUGGCAGAGAUAUUAUAUGGAGCGGAAAUGUGAAGAUUACCAAAAACCAAUUUCUUUCGUCUGGAAGUAUGACCAAAAGGUUAAUGCUUCUAGAUGAGAAUCAAAUUGCUUUCCACUCAGAGGAUGGACUAAUCUAUGAUGGUGUGAAAGAUUACUCUUGCCAACUUGCGGAGAUGAUAGGUUUGGGCAGUGACACUGAGCUUCCUCAAGCUGGUGUUCGCACUGUUCUAGACAUUGAUUGUGGAUUUGGUAGCUUUGUAGCUCAUUUGGCAUCACUGAAUAUAAUGGCAGUCUGCAUUGCUGCAUAUGAGGCAACGGGUAGCCAGGUUCAGUUGGCCCUUGAGAGAGGUCUUCCUGCUAUGAUCGGCAACUUCUUUGCAAGACAGCUUCCAUAUCCUUCAUUAUCAUAUGACAUGGUUCAUUGUGCUAGGUGUGGCAUCAUUUGGGAUGAAAAAGAUGGAAUGUUCCUUAUUGAAGUUGACCGUGUACUUAAACCUGGAGGAUAUUUUGUUUUAACCUCGGCCACAAGUAGCACACAGGGAAGUUCAUCACAAAUGAAAAAGAGGAACAUGUUGAUGCCAAAGGAAGAGCUGACACGGCAACUCUGUUGGACUCUUCUUGCUCAGCAAGAUGAGACAUUCAUCUGGCAGAAGGCUGCUGACGUUAAUUGCUAUGCAUCUCGCAAGAAGAAUGUUAUACCACUAUGUACAGAAGGUGAUGUUGCUCAGUCAUAUUAUCAGCCUCUUCUACAAUGUAUAAGUGGGACCUCUAGCAAGCGCUGGAUUGCAAUACAGAACAGAUCCUCUGGACCUGAAUUGAGUUCAGCUGAGCUUACAAUUAAUGGAAAGUAUUCAGGAGUUCAGCCGGAAGAUUAUUUUGAAGACUUACAAUUCUGGAGAUCAGCUCUCAAGAAUUAUUGGUCUUUGCUUACACCACUAAUUUUCUCUGACCAUCCAAAGAGACCUGGUGAUGAAGAUCCACUGCCUCCAUACAAUAUGAUACGUAAUGUGAUGGACAUGAGUGCUAAAUAUGGGGGUUUGAACACUGCCCUUCUGGAAGAAAAAAGAUCGGUUUGGGUCAUGAACGUCGUUCCUACUUGGGCCUCUAGUUCACUUCCUCUUAUACUAGAUAGAGGUUUUGCCGGUGUUAUGCAUGACUGGUGUGAACCUUUCCCCACAUACCCCCGGACAUAUGAUAUGCUUCAUGCCAAUGGACUUCUUUCUCAUCUCGAUUCAGAGAGAUGCAGCAUAAUGGACUUAUUCUUGGAGAUGGAUAGAAUACUGCGUCCAGAGGGAUGGGUCAUUCUUUCUGAUAGCAUGGGAACUAUAGAGAUGGCUCGCACAAUUACAGCACAAGUACGAUGGGAAGCAAGAGUAAUUGACCUUCAGAAUGUCAGUGACCAGCGCCUACUUGUUUGCCAGAAACCCUUCCUGAAAAAAUGAUUUGAUUGGCUCUACUAUGUCUCACCCUGGAAGAUGAACAUCAUUUUUGCUCUGGCUCUGCUAAAUGUUGCAACCAAAAUUGCGGGGCAGGGUUGAAUCUAAGCGUCCAUGAUAUUGUGAAUCGAAUCCUAUUACAGCAUAUUAGUAUGUACGGCAGCUUAUCUGUACACUUAACUGCAAUAAUUUAUUGUUUCAAUUUCAGAGACUGGAUUGUUUAGUUAGCACGGGUUGUAUAUAUUGCUCAGAGUCCUCGCGCUUUCCCAACUUUUGCAUAAUUGGAUCGGAAGAUUGUGGAAGCUGUAGAUUGUGAAGGUUCACAUUGAAGUUAGCUCCAAUUCAUUUUUUUGUCAAAGGUGUUGUAGUGAUUCAUUCAUUUACUAUCUUGUUAGCAUAUUUUGCUUCAUGAUUGCUUUUAUUGAUCAUUGUACUUAAAGCCUUCUUGAACAAUCACACUAGUUUUGAGAAAGAAUAUGAAUA